Rubroshorea leprosula is the source of this 406-nucleotide messenger RNA. Lineage: Eukaryota; Viridiplantae; Streptophyta; Magnoliopsida; Malvales; Dipterocarpaceae. The record is from the annotation of a GenBank genome assembly.
GAUGAUAGUUCGUGAUGUUCUUUCAGAGAGCAAUUAUAAAGAGUGGAGCAAUUGCAUGAAAAACUAUUUAUUGGCUCAAAAUCUUUGGAAUGUUGUUGAAUCGAGCAAUGUACCAUCUUCUACUGAUGAAGAGGUUACCGCUAAUUGGAAGAGAAAGAAUGCUACGGUUCUACACGCUCUUCAAAUCUCAUGUGCACCGGAGAUUUUUGCUCGGAUAAUGGAAAAAACUUCAGCGAAAGACGCUUGGGAAGAAUUGGCUAAAAUACAUGAAAUGAAGAAUAAAUGGCACUUGGAUGGACCUCAAUCAUCAAGGCAAUGUUCAGAGCUCCGCAGAUUCUUUGAGGGAACCAUUAGAGGUUGUUGAAUUCCUUUUCUUUAGCUCCAAAAAUACAUAUGAUCAAUAUAU